UGAAAGUGAAAAUAUUCAAGAGAAACGUGAAGAUGAAUCAAAAAACAAUUGAAGCAAGGCGACCGCCACAGCUGCCAUCCAUCAACAAAUCAAGUUGUAAGAUUCAUCUAUACUUCCAUUUCCAUACCCCCAAAUUUUAGGGUUUAUAAUUCUCAUCAGCUCAAUCCCCUUAAAAUCAAUUUCUUAUUUCUAAAAAAUCUCCAUCAAUUUAUACACCCAACUACGGAUAAAUCAUAGGGUUUGCACUUUGUUCCAAGUUGAAGAUAUGGCCAUCAUAGGCGACGCUUUACGACAAGCAUUCAUGCAGAAACACGAAUACGAGAGUCUACGUGACGAGGAUAAAGCUUGGACUAAGCUACAAAGACCGAUCUUGAUCUGUGGUUUUGCCUUCAUCACAUUCUCGAUCUUCAUUUCUACUAUUAUUAGCUUGAAUAUAAUAUUUCCGAGUGAUCCCGGACGACGGCCGUUCUGCAGUGAUCUGAGAAUCCAGCCUCUGUCGAUUAAUUUCAGCAGUAUUGGUGCUGCAGACGUUCGUAUCGGUGGUGGCGAAGACCGCGUGGGUGGUGCUUUUUAUCUUACGGAUCAAGAGACUGUUGAUUACUACUGGAUGGUUGUGUUUGUUCCUUCCGCCAUGGUUUCUGUGGUGUCUGCGGUUUAUCUUGUGGCAGGUAUUAGUGUAUCUUAUACUGCUCCAACAAGACAUGGAUGCCUGAAGGUGGUUGAGAAUAACUACUGUACUUCCAGGAGAGGAGGGGUUAGAUGUCUAUCAGUUCUAAACUUAAUAUUCGCCAUAAUUUUCGGUCUUCUAGCACUAUUUCUAGGUUCAACUCUCCUCACACUUGGUUCCCGGUGUUCGAUCCCCUUAUUUUGGUGCUAUGAAAUCUCAUCAUGGGGACUAGUGAUCCUCUAUGGCGGCACCGCCUUCUAUCUCAGGCGGAAAGCCGCCACGGUCCUCGAUGAAACUGAAUUUUCCGGCCGGAAUUUAGGGUUAGAGAUGUUGGAAGCUAACACUGCGGAAUUCACACCAGAUGUUGAGAGGCGAGUAAAUGAAGGGUUUAGAUCGUGGAUGGGAAGUUCGUAUUUGUCGUCUGAUGAUGAAGAUGAAGAUGAGAAUGAUCCGAAUGGUUAUAUGAACUUGUCUCGAACUAAUUCGAGCAGACAAAGAGUGUGAAAUGAAAUCUGACUUAAACCGUAAACCCUGAACCCUAAUUUGUAGUGUUUGAUGUGAUGAAUAUGAGAAAUACUAACGGGAUUUUGUGUGAACGGAUGAGAAGUGAGGUGUUAGUAAUGUGAAUUAUAGAAGGUGGAGAAAUGGCUAUUUGUUGUAGUUGAGAUGUACAAAAUUUUUAAUUGUGAGAAAUUGAUUU
Messenger RNA from Lactuca virosa, 1367 nucleotides. The record is from the annotation of a GenBank genome assembly. NCBI's taxonomy places the organism in Eukaryota, Viridiplantae, Streptophyta, Magnoliopsida, Asterales, Asteraceae.